Molecule: messenger RNA, 944 nt
Organism: Durotheca rogersii
Lineage: Eukaryota; Fungi; Ascomycota; Sordariomycetes; Xylariales; Xylariaceae
Exons: 1
Coding region: 195-857 (220 amino acids)
Source: RefSeq, a predicted model, not a curated record
CCUAGGUACCUACCUAGGUAGGUAGGCAGAUAGGUUAGGUACCUGAGGUCUUUACGUGCCUGAGCACCUACACGGCUGCAGGGCACCCUACCACCCUACGGAGCACCAACGACAUACCUCUCAUAGGUACCUAGCCUGCUAACCUGACCUGCCUACAGGACCCCCAGGCAGUGCUCGGGAGGUACCACAGGUACAUGCGUGAUACCGUAGUACGUGUAAGGCAUGUACCGUACGUUACCCAACAACGCGUUGUGACGGGCAUGCACAUACAAUACACAGACAGACACACGCACCAGAGAGAGAGAGAGAGACCCAGAGAGCAAAGGAAACUGGAGCAGAACCAGCACCUCUCCGACCUCCAUCUUCUUCCCCUACCCUUUUUCUUCUUCUUUUCUUUUUUUUUCUUCCUCUUAACGCCUUAUUACCUCCUCAGGUCCGCACGGUCCAAUCUGCCUAUCUCUCAGUCUGCCAAAUCAACCACCCACCUCCAAUCUUCCCAACUUCUCAACGCCGGCCUCAAAUCAAUCCCACCUAUCUUCCGCCUCCCUCUCCUAGCCAAUACUCGCAACCAAACCACGUCAAUUCCGCUCCCUCCCAGCUCUCCUCCCUAUCCUUCAACAACAACAGUAUCGCAGUUAUCCAGCCAGCGACUGAACAGCACCGGCCGGUGCCUCCUCCCCCUCCCCUGCGAACAACACGGCCUCUAUUUCCCUACUAGGCCUGCCAUUGUUCACCGGGUUAGUAUCUUACUGCUUGCGCCUUCAGAGUAUGCCCUAGGAAGGCUGCACACCCCGAGGGGCUUUGAACGAGCACCGGGCAGUCUGUAUAUGGCUUCAGAUCCCUCAUCUGGCCUCUGAUCUCAUCCACCCUGGGCUUCCUCCCUCCCUUCCCCUCUCCCGUCCCCUCCUCUGGCUUGCAACAAACCCUAUCCGCGCCCGCCCCCG